Monosiga brevicollis MX1 is the source of this 3114-nucleotide messenger RNA. RefSeq lists its product as uncharacterized. The record is from RefSeq and is a predicted model, not a curated record. Gene Ontology annotation, molecular function: DNA-binding transcription factor activity, RNA polymerase II-specific; RNA polymerase II cis-regulatory region sequence-specific DNA binding. NCBI's taxonomy places the organism in Eukaryota, Choanoflagellata, Craspedida, Salpingoecidae. The transcript has 5 exons. Gene Ontology annotation, biological process: regulation of transcription by RNA polymerase II. Bases 1 to 2688 code for a protein of 895 amino acids. Gene Ontology annotation, cellular component: nucleus.
AUGGCGGAGGAGGACGAGAUUGCCGAAGCACUUUUAGGAAUUGCAAACCGUCAAGCAGCCGAAUCAACGGCGAGAAGGGCCGGUACUGACACGGGCCGGCAGACUGCUGUUGAUGAAGCCACCGCGACGAAACAGUCUCGAAACCCCGUGAUGGAUACCUCCGAUGCUCUUCAGAGCGCGAAUGCGGAUGCGGCUGCAUCGCACCGCCACAAGCACAAGAAACACAAACACAAGAGCAAGAGCAAAAAGGACAAGCGAAGGAGUUCUCGCAACGGCCAGGACAGCAGUAUGGGCGGCGGCAGCGGCAGCGAUUCACAAGUCAACGGGGCCUAUCUAGGCAACCCUGGCAUGAUGCCUGGUAUGGUCAUGCCGCCUGGAAGCAUGCCCACCCAAUGGGCAUUUAUGCCCAAAACCUACGAAUCCUCCUUUUCUGCGUCCAUGCCUGCCUUUUCUCAGGCCGACCCGAUGCUCUAUCUCCACGCACAACCCGGUGCUAUGUUUGGGUCCGGAAUGAUGCCAGGCGGUCCUGGCGGCAUGGCCAUGGGCACCACCGGCAGCCACACGGGAUAUAGCCAUGCCAAUCCCUACGGCCCGCGCGAUGCCAUGAAUGACAUGACCACAGUCUCCAAAGCCACAUCCGUGGCCAACCCAAACGCUUACGCAGACCUCAGUGCCUAUCCGGCUGCAAACUAUGCUCCAAGUACGGGCAACAUGCCGGUCUCCAGCAACUCGGUGGGCCUUUCAGCCUCCAGUUUUCCGGCCGCAGGCAUUCCGCCCGGCACCUACGCUCAUCCCAUGGGCAACGGGGUCGGCUCCGUUCCCAGCACCGGCGCUGUUGCCGGCACCGCCCCAACCCCUGGUGCUCGGCUCCCCGUUGAGGCUGGCACAAUGGGUUCCAUGAUGAUGGGUGGCGAUGGCUCGCUCGGUUCCGCGACCAGCAUGAGCGGCAUGAUGGGUAUGAACGGCAUGGGCGGCAUGAACGGCAUGGGCGGCAUGAACGCUAUGGGCGGCAUGAACGCUAUGGGUGGUAUGAAUCCGAUGAACCCCAUGAACGGCAUGAACCCCAUGAACGGCAUGAACCCGAUGAACGGCAUGAACCCCAUGGGUGGCAUGAAUGGUCUGAGCAACAUGGGUGCCAUGAACUCCAUGGGCGGGCUCCCCGGGCUUGCCAUGCCUGAAGCUGGCGCAAGCAACCUUCUGGCCACAUCAGCCAAGCUGACUGCCCCAAAUGAGGCCUUGCGUCCAGAACAAGAGGCACAGCUCGCAUAUCUGCACUCUCUUUGGCACAUAAAAAAGGACACUUACGAUGAUUUGGCCAAGCGGGAGAUACCCUUUCGCAAAGGCAAGUGGCUUCCCGAUGAAGAACUUUUGUUGCAGCGCAACAUUGAUGACUUUAGGCAGGAACAUCCUCAAGUCGACCUUGAAGCUGUCGUCUGUGGUGUCAGCAAGGAUCGUAACAUCAAGCGAGCUUUCUAUAGUCGCGCUGCGCGUGGCAUCUGGCGGCCCAUCUUUCACGUGUAUCGCCGUGUCCUUCGAACAUACCAAAACGAUGUUGCCUCGUCCACCAAGUCCAAACCCUUUUCGACCGAAGAGUCAGCUCAACUGCUGCGUCUCCAUCAACAAGUUGUAAAUGACCAUUACCGCCACAAGUUGCGCCACGAGCACUCAAAGCAGGGUGCCUGGACCAAGGAAGAGGAACAGGCGCUCCUCAAUGCGGUCAAGCCCUACUUACUGCCGGACGGCCAACUCAUGGAUCAAGUGCCAUGGGAACAAGUCAGCGCCCAACUGAAUGGCGAUCGCACGCCGCUGCAGUGUCGCCAGGUGUACGUUCACCGGCUGCUCAUUAAGAUGCAGCGCUCUCGGUUGGGCAAAAGCGAUGCGCCUGAGUGGUCCAUCAAGGACACCCUCAAAUUGCUUGAAUACAUUCAAGCCUCGAAAGCGACACACCUUGACCUGGUACCCUGGGAUCAACUCGUGGAGCGUUUCGACUCGAUCUAUUCGGCUUCGAGCUUGCGGCGUAAAGCGACACGCUAUUUGCAUAGCGCGCCAUCUUCUGUCAAGGAACAAGGUCUCCAAGGUAACCACAACCUGCCAUGCAUCUGCCUUUCAUCCUUCGUGCUCAAGCGACCGCUGCCUUUCGCGUCGCGCAUUGAAUGGGGUCUUCUCACUGGCAAGAAAAACGCUGGGUAUAUGAGUGACUCUGACGAUGAGGAGCCGCACUCCAAGCGCGCCAAAACCCACAAGAGCAGCAGCUCUCUCAAUAGCAAGAAAAAGAAGAAGCACAAACACAAGCAUCACCGCCAUCGCCACGAUGGCACGUCAACGGACCUCGUCACCUCCAGCCCUGUUGAAGCUACACCCGCCGCCGCCAACGUGGUUGCGGAUGCUAUUGUUGACUUUCAGUUGGACGCCAAGAAGAAGAGAAAGUCAAAGGAUCGCAGUCGGGAGAGCUCUUCUCGGCGCAAGCACAAAUCACGCUCCCACAAGUCAUCCAGUGAGGAGCGCCAUCGACGUCACCAACAUCACCACGGGGACGCAAAUGCAGCCACCUCGGGUGAGACCAGUGCCGUUGCCACGACAGAGCCGCCCACAACCACCAGCCCACCCAGCGCUGCACCCGCCGGCGAAAGUCAAGGCUACGCUGCGCCCGUGGCGGCACAAGCUAGUCAUGCUAAAGCCGAAGCUUAGGUGCUAUCGGUUGCCAAGGCUUCCAUUCACAUGUGAUCAUCUUCUUUUUGUUCUCAACCAUGUCGUUUUCUGAGUCAACCCUGAGUUUGGUCAUGUUCUACUUUUAUUUUAUUUUUGUUUUGUUUUGUUUAGUUUUGUAUUGUUGUUCUUGUCUCGUUGUUCGUCUCCAUAGUGUAUUUGUCAUCCGUCCCUCGACACACACUUUUCAGGUACUCGACGCAGGAGCGGACCGAUCUGCAACCAGGACAGAUGCCGAGUUUGGUUUGGGCCAAUAAUCGAGUUGGUGUGAGCGCCGUGCGCUCACGUGUCAAGCGCAGGAUGUGGCGCGUUGUUUAUCAUGAUUUGGUUGUCUCGACCUGGUCGUGCACAUCACAAUCAUGCUUGCACGAUAAGCGUCCGCAUGACUGGCAGUCUACAAUUAAGUUU